AUGCAACGACAACUGGGCUACAUAUAUACCAAUGGACCAAAAGAAUUCGGUAAUUUCCAUUUAGUACCCGAUUGGACAUCGUUGCGAUUGAUGUCGUGGCAAAAUAACGCCGCAACUGUCAUGUGUGAUGUUUAUGAUGAUAAAGAAAAUGAUCAUGUUCUUGUCCCUUAUGCGCCACACAGUAUUUUACGAAAGCAAAUUGAAGCAGCAUCGAAACCACCUUAUAAAGUACUUACUGUAAGUGAAUUGGAAUAUUAUAUGUAUGAAAAUAGUUAUCGUGAUGCUCGUGCUGAGAACUAUGAAAAAUUAAAACUGAAAACUUUGGGUGACUAUCAUAGAAGUUAUCAUUUACUGCAAACAGCAAGUGAAGAAAAAUAUAAUGAAGCAUUUCGAUAUCAUCUCAAAGCCAGUGGUAUUCCUGUAGAAAACAGUAAACGUGAAGCUGGAAUUGGACAACAUGAAUUGAAUAUCAAAUUUAGUGAUGUUCUAUCGAUGGCCGAUCAACUAGGUGUCAGUGUUACAUUUAUGGCCAAACCUUUCAUUGAUACUGCCGGUAGUGGUUGCCACAUUCACUUGAGUAUGGCCAACGCCAGUGGUGGCAAAAAAGCAUUCACUGCUGACAGCAAUAGCACAGACUCGAAUGAUAAGUGUAGUCCAUUGUUCAAAUACUUUCUAGCUGGUUGGUUAAAAUAUGCACCUGAUGUUACGGCACCAACAAAUUUAGCAUGGAGUUAUGACAAUCGUAUGACUGCUUUUCGUAUAGUUGGUAAAGGUCAAUCCACUCGUAUCGAAUGCCGACUUCCAGGUGCUGAUUGUAACACCUAUCUUGCAUUCGCUGUAUCAUUAGCAUCCGGACUUCGAGGUAUUGCUGAUCAACUUGAACCACCGCCAAUUUUCGAAGGUGAUAUCGAUCAGACAAAAGAACUUCCUCAAGCACCUCGAACAUUGAAAGAAGCUAUUCAUGCCUUUGAAAAUAGUACUUUUGUACGAGAAGUAUUUGGUGAAGAUGUUGUCAAUCAUUAUCUCAACUUCUAUCGGCAGGAACAAGCAGCUUGUGAAACAAGUGUUACUGAUUGGGAACGACAUCGAUACUUUGAACAAAUAUGA
This is a messenger RNA of Rotaria sp. Silwood1, 1107 nucleotides long. The record is from the annotation of a GenBank genome assembly. NCBI's taxonomy places the organism in Eukaryota, Metazoa, Rotifera, Eurotatoria, Philodinida, Philodinidae.